Molecule: messenger RNA, 3419 nt
Organism: Tribolium castaneum (red flour beetle)
Lineage: Eukaryota; Metazoa; Arthropoda; Insecta; Coleoptera; Tenebrionidae
Exons: 6
Coding region: 222-2669 (815 amino acids)
Biological process (GO): transmembrane transport; monocarboxylic acid transport
Cellular component (GO): membrane
Molecular function (GO): monocarboxylic acid transmembrane transporter activity
Source: RefSeq, a predicted model, not a curated record
AAUUUAUAUUUACAACAAACUCGGGCGCUUUCACGAGCAGUUGGGAGCUUCACUAGAACACUGUACCACGUGGACUAGAGAUGGGAGCAUACGAAAGCGAUUGGGGUGUUGGAACCCCUUAAACGGAGUGCGUGCAGUGGAGUGAGUGAGUGCACUUUGUACAGUGUGAGCCAUUACUAGCCGCCACAACUUCACGCGGCCUUUUCAAACUUACGGCCGUUAUGUCUUCCUCAGAUCUGGCCAAAACGGCAAAACAGCCAAGACUCAGGAAAAUCAGCAGGACUGACAGUGAGGUGGCAUGCGAAGAAGCGGCCCGUUUGACUGCCGAGCAGCAGGAGGAAGACGAUGACGGAAUAUCGUAUUGCGACUACCACGACUUGCCUCCCCCGCCGGAUGGAGGCUACGGCUGGGUCGUGGUGUUCGCCUCCUUCAUGUGCAACAUGCUCGUAGACGGUAUAGGUUACACUUUCGGCAUAUUCCUUCCAAAACUGGUCGACUAUUACGGCGAGACCAAAGGAACAACAGCCUGGGUCGGUUCGUUACUCUCGGGAAUGUACCUUAGUGUGGGUCCUGUAGUGAGCGCCUUGACCAACAAAUUCGGCUGUCGUGCUGUGUGUAUCGCCGGUAGUUUAAUAUCAACAGCGGCGUUCGUCCUCUCGCAAUUCUGUCCAACUGUAAACUGGCUGAUGCUGAUCUAUGGCUUCGUCGGCGGUGUUGGUUUCGGGUUAAUUUAUCUACCGGCAGUGGUGUGUGUGGGUUACUAUUUCGAAACGAAGCGAUCCCUAGCCACGGGCAUCGCCGUUUGUGGCUCAGGGGUCGGCACCUUCGCCUUCGCCCCCUUAGCCACAAUCCUCCUGGAUGAGUACGGCUGGCGAGGCGCCAAUCUCAUCCUAGCCGGGAUGAUCUUCAACUGCGUGAUAUUCGGAGCUUUGAUGCGGCCUUUGGAGUACCCCAAAGAGUCCAACUCGCAGCCGCUCCUCCAACGAAUGGCCGAAGAACGGCGAAUCCAAAUGGAACGGGGCAGCAUCGGGGGGUCGUACUUCAUGGUACAACUACCAGACGGUACCAUGGAAAAACGCAUGAAGCAGCCGCUGAACAUCGACCCCGGAGUGCAUUCUAGUCUCAACCUGGACCAGCUGGCCCCAGGAACACCCAUCACUCCCAUACCCACCGUGCCCACGCUACCCACCAUUGCCGAAGUCAAAGUACAAGACCAGAGCGGAAGCUCCGGAUCGCCGAGUCCCGGAGAAAGCUCUGCGGAAAUUAGACCCACAGCCAAGAAUCCGCGCUUAAGUGAAUUGAAACAACAAGACGGGAAAACGGGGGUUAGUAAGGAAGCACCAGCUGCCCCAGUUGGGACGACACCCGAUAAUUCCUCCUCGAAGAUGCCGAGGAAUGCCAGUCAGCCGGCCUUCAGCACGCACGUUCAAGGCUUGCCGAAGAACGGGUCCGUACCCACGUUUGAUAGAAUUAGGAAAACUUCAGUAGGGGAAAAGUUCAAGCCGACUUUAGGACCGAUCAAAUCUUCGUCCAGAGCCACUUUGAGUUCGAAUAGUGAUAUGAGAAAGUUGAGGAAUAACUCAACUUCUUCCUUUCUUAGCAGAAAUAAUAACAGCGAGGUGGACGUUGAAAGUCUAGCUUGCACAUCGAAACUGUCGUUACCACGUGGAGGAAGUCGCUCGAAUAUGGUCCGACCAAUGUCACGGAAGGACAUUUUCUACUCGGGAUCUAUCGUCAAUCUUCCAGAGUUUCACCAAUCGCAAAAAUCUCUCACGAAUUACAGGCAAAGCAUCAUGAGCAUCCCGAAAGCCAAAGGCCUGGAAUCUGAGGGAUCUCCUGGUGAUCUUUGCCCUUGCCUCGUACUGCCUGAAAGUUUCACCUCAGCCUUAGGACAAAUGAUGGACAUGAGCCUGUUGCGGGAUCCCGUUUUCGUACUUAUAGGAAUAUCGAAUUUAUUCGGGAUGGCUGGACUGUAUAUUCCGUUCGUUUAUCUUGUUGACUGCGCCGUUGAGGAUGGCAUCGAAAAAGGAAAAGCCUCAUUCCUGGUGUCCAUCAUUGGUAUUACGAAUACGUUCGGCCGUGUCGCCUGUGGAUACUUCGCUGACUUCCCUUCUGUUAAUGCGCUACUUGUAAAUAAUAUUUGUCUAGUUAUUUCCGCCAUCUCGGUUGCCCUAACACCGUUCUGCCACUCAUAUGGUGCUUACAUAGCCAUGGCCGUGUUUUUCGGAAUCGCGAUAUCCGGCUAUAUUUCAUUGACUUCGAUCAUACUAGUGGACCUCCUGGGUCUAGAUAAACUGACGAACGCGUUCGGUUUGUUGAUCCUCUUCCGUGGGGCUGCAGCCAUUGUCGGCUCCCCUCUAGCUGGCUUUAUCUACGAUAAAACGAAAACCUACGACAUCCCGUUCUACGUGGCCGGCUCAUUGUUUGCGAUUUCGGCCAUAACCAGCUUCAUUGCCCCGUGUUUGAAGCGCUCAGAAGAGGAGGAGCAGCCGGUUGGUGAAGGCGACGCUCUGACGCCGAUCGACGAAGACGAGGAGGAAGACGACGCAGGAAUUACAAUGGGUCCAGGCCAUAAAACGCGACUAGACAGCGGCCCGAUCCCCACAAUCGUGGAGACCGCCUCAAGUCCGGGAGAGAAGGAAAUCAAGCAAAUCGAAUCCGUUUUGUAAAAUACUUCUGAUUUUUAACGAACUUUCUGCGCCCGUAACAAAGUUAUUUUUCUAAUGUGUUCCCACGACGUGAACAGGAGGGCUAAUUGGUACAUAAUGUGCGAGUGGUGAAUGAGAAACUCAACUCCGGUCUUUUUUACAGAUUUGUUAUACUUGUGUGAGGAUAACUUGUAGGCGCACAAAGUUACACCAUGUAUAUACACAUCAUGUUUAAGCUGUUAUGUAGUUUUAUUAAUUUUUUUAUCGUCAGUGUUAAAUUUUUUUUUUGAAUUUAUUUUACAUGAUUUUUGCCAGUUUGUAAAACUGUGUGAUGUUGAAGAGACAGUAUUUUGUGAAUUUUAGUAAUUGUAUGUGCGAAAUUAGGCCAAAUGUACGUUUAAAAAUCGUUGAUUAGUGAAUAUGUACAUAAUGAAAUAACUUGGACAAUAUUCCUAGAACCGCUAUUUUUCAUAUACGUUGCACAACUUGAUUCGUCCCACUUUCGUGCUUUACAACCAGGAACGGGUCAAUCGAACUUUUUUACUAAUCCACGAAGGUGCAAGUCUUAAGUCAAUUUUAAGUCCUGGUUGUAAAGUCUGACAUCUUUCUUUUUUUUAGCUUGAGUUCUUUAUAAAAACCUGCUCAGGACAGUUGCAGACGCAAGAUUGAUUAAUAAAUAGCCUUAUCAUAGAUAUAGUACCUGUGCACCUCAAGUUAAUGUAUUUUAUUCUUUAAUCUAUACACUUAAAUACAUUUAUGAAGAUCUCUAAA